CAUAACUGAGAUGAGGCCGUAAAACUAACAUUUGACUUUGCAACGGAUUGCUAUUUAUGCGAAGUGUGUGUUUUUGUCAAUCGUAGUCUAUUAUCGUAUGAAAAUAUUUUACAGAUGUCUGUCAGAGCUGUAGACUUUUCUUCUAGUGCUUAUGCUAAAACUAAGAGCUUCAAGGCAAAAGAAAAUGUUGCAACGGCCUCUAGAAUUAAAAGAACACCUGAACACUCGCCGUCCAGUGUGAAAAGCUCUUGGACGCCAUCGAAACAAGACUUGAACGAAAAGUUGUUCGAUGAAAGGAAAGAGCUUGUCAGUAACUGGUUUGACAGGUGGUCUGAUGCACAAAGAAAAAUGGUUCUUGAAAUCCUAAUAUCAAAGUGCAAGAAUUCCCAGCUGCAAUAUACAUUCUCACUGAUUGACGAAAAAAUUCCAAUCACACAUGUGGACUUCACUCGUAAGCUACCUUGUGUCAUAACUAUCUACAUCAUGUCCUAUUUGGAUCCUCGAAGUCUUUGUCGCUGUGCACAGGUUUGUUGGUUCUGGAAAUAUCUGUCUGAGCUUGAUCAGAUCUGGAUGCCCAAAUGUUUUAAGUUUGGUUGGAUUUUACCAUUUAUGCCGACACCUUUUGAACAAGGGGUGUGGAAAAGACAUUACUUGGAGUGUGUUAGAGGAUUACAAUAUGUUCGGCCAAAGUCUCCUCCAGGAUCUCCAAAGUCCAUUCCAACUGAAAGAGUGAUGUUAAAAAGCCAGAGUCAAGGUAGUCUUUAUAAAAAGACAGGAACAGGAACCAAAAAAGCGUUAACAGCUUGGGAGGCUCCUCCCUGGCGGGGCCCUGAUCCACAUCCUGAUGACAUCAAGAGGAAGUCAUUCAGUAGUGGACAUGUAGGAGGCUGCAGACGGUGUCACAUGUCAACACUCUCAUCUGAUCAUAGUGAUCAACACGAUCAUCUGUACUCAUCUAAGAAAGGAACUACCAGUAAAACCACUAAACCAAGAAUCCGCUCUGUUGCUGGAAACUCAGUCCCUGAAUCAGAGCCUGGUGGAUCAAAGUUAAACUCGCAAACAGGUCGGCCAGACUGGGCAGUGCAGGCAUCAAUCUCACCCCUGAAAGCCAGUCGGCCACCACCUGGGUCUGAAAUAAAACCUUCUGCACAAACACUUGGAAAUGCAAGAGGUGCCAGGGACCUACCAGCUGAGGGUUUAUUUAAAAUUCAGCCGUGGAGGAGGCCCCCUGAAUAUGACUCGGACUAAACUACAUCCAUCUAUGUCAGGGUGUGUCAUAUCUGGUGUGGUCAUUGUGAGUUGUCCUGUCAGGAAAUGGAGGAAGUGCUCCGUAACAGGUCUUGUUGCUGCUCUGGAAAUUAAAGUCAUAGCUGAUCUCAUACUACGGCCUAUGGUUUGGUCACCUAGAAGAGCACAGCCAAGAGAAGAAAGGGAUGGUGAAGGAAGUGAAAAUAUUAGUCCUUGGAGGAGUGCCAUUGUGUUGUGUCAACAGAAAAAGGGCCUCGUACACCAAGUUGGCUGUAGUGCAAGAGAGUAGAUCUAGCCGUAAAGUACAUGUUACCAAAACUGCCAAAAACAAUGUGCAUUUGCAUAUAAGUCAUAUAAACAAAAGGAAUAUUUUUUUUAAGGGUGUCCUUUUUUAAAAGCCUGUCACUGAGUUAAGAAUGAUUUAUAUCAUUUUGUGUGGACAAGAUAAUAGAGGUGUUAGUCUAGGUGGUUUUUGUCUGCAUUCAUGCUUAGCAGAGUCAGUGUAACGAAAAUUCUUGUUUGCGCUUAAGAUUGCUUGAUGCAAGGAUUUUUAUACCUGCUUUGUACACAUUGUUACUUCAAGAACAGUAUGGAAUUCAAAAUGACAAUACGAUAAGUGCAGAUAAUGACUGAUAUUUUUAGUCGUAUUCGAGCCAGGAAGAAGCGCGAGAUUCAAACAGUACUAUUUCCGUCUUUUUUAAUUCAACCUUCUCGACCUAAUGCAUACCCGUCAUGAACUGAAAUAAAAGCUCCCGGCCGUCAAAAAAACUCACAGUUAUGUAUCGUCAUCAGUAAUUUGAUAUUCUGAGAGCAAUCCAUUUGGUUAUCCAAGAUAGCCCAUCAGAACGGAAACAAGCUCUCAGCACUGUCUGAGAAAGAUUGGAUCAUGCAUGGCCGUGGAAUAAUUUGCACUCUUUAGUGACCACUCCUGUGAAAUUGAAUUUUCUUACCCUCUGGAUUGGUUUCUGAUGCCAAGACAAGAUUGAAGUGAUAUGUCUGCGGGACUGGUCAAGCACAGAUAUAGUCCAAGCACUGUUAAACUUGGUUGUGAACAUUGAAUUUGUUUUAACCCUUCCAGCAAGCACUAUCAAAGUGAUUUCAUGAUCUCAUUUUAUUUGCUUAAACUUGAUAAAAUAAAAAGCCUGUCAGUAUCAUACGAA
This is a messenger RNA of Stylophora pistillata, 2408 nucleotides long. RefSeq names its product F-box only protein 16. Lineage: Eukaryota; Metazoa; Cnidaria; Anthozoa; Scleractinia; Pocilloporidae. The record is from RefSeq and is a predicted model, not a curated record. Gene Ontology annotation, molecular function: protein binding.